UAUAAAGUUUUAAAAGGAGAAUUAAAGAAAAUUAAACUUAAGAAUUUAUUCGUAUAAAAUAAGAUCAACAGUAGUGUUAAAAAUCAAUUAAAAUUUUAAAAAUAAAAUUAAAGGAUUAUAAUUUAUUAGUUUGACAAAUGUAAAACAAUAAAGAUGAAAAUUCGUCACAAUCAUAUGCUUUAUUUACCGACAACCAUAAUGUUAUUUACUUUAUGGGUUAUUAUUAAGCCAGUUGCAGUAUCAACAACAAAUGGCAAUAGUGGAGGAAGUUCUGGUUCCAGUACAUUUAAUACUGGACGAAGAAAAAAAUCUGGCGGUAGUGAUUCAAUUUUAGAAAUGAUGGACUCAAAAAAAAUAGAAAAAUUUUUUGAAGAGAAACGUUUCAAUAUGAGUUUAGCUGCAUCAAGAUCAUCACCUACAUUAAAUGAAAAUAAUCCGAUUAUAAUUGAAAAUGAUUUAAAUGAAGAAUUUAUAGAAAAUUCCUCACCUUCAUCAUCUUUAUUUCAUCAUAAUCAACAUCAACAUAAACAACGUCAACAUGGAAAUACCGGAAAUAAUGGUGUUAGAAAUGAUAGAUAUAAAAUUCAUAAUAGACGUCGACAACAUUUAAUUGAACGUCAUCAUGAUGAUUUUGAUUACGAUACGACCGCAUAUGAUACAACAGUUGCAAAUAGUCAAAGGAAAAAGCAUCAUAAUUCGGAUAAUUUACAAAUGGAUCAAUUAUUACCAUAUAACGAUACAUUAUUACCAACUGAUUCUACAGUUUCAUUGGAUACAAUAGAUUCAAAACAAUUUUCGGUUGAUCAAAUAUUAAAAACUACCAACGAUGGUGUUUAUUUAACUAAAAAAGAAUUUUUACAAAAAGAUUGGUGUAAAACUGAACCUUUAAUACAAAGAAUACGUGAAUCUGGUUGUAUAUCACGUCCAUUUGUAAAUCAUUUCUGUUAUGGUCAAUGUAAUUCAUUUUUCAUACCAAAAGAACCAAAAGAAACGAAAAGAAGAAAGCAUAAUCGCCGAAAACAUGGUAAUCGAAAUAAUGUUCAUCACAAUAAUAACGGUAAUAACAAUAAUGGUAAUAAUAAUAAUAAUGGUGUUAUUACAAAUAAUAAUAAUAGCACUAAUAGUAAUGGUUCAAUUGUAAGCUCUUUAGCGCAAGCUGGUUAUUUGGAAGAUGAAGAUUUAACAAUACCACAAUUUGAAUCAUGUGGAUUUUGUAAACCAAAGAAAUUUAUUUGGGUAACAAUUACACUUCGUUGUCCAUCAAUGGUACCACAUAUUCGUAAAAAAAGGAUUCAAAAAAUCAAAAGAUGCAGUUGUAUGGCAAUGCCAAUGGAGAAAUAUUAAAUUGAAAAAAAAAACAGAUUUUACGUAAGAAGAGGAUUAAAAAUAAAAAAUGUAUAAAUAUUUUUGUAUAAAAAUAAAUUAAAAUAGCAAGCAAAAGUAGGAAAUGUAUAUGUAUGUAUAAUAUGUACUAUACUCUAUGAUAGUGGAAAAUUAAAAAUGCCGCAAUUUAACAUUAUGUUUGUUUUUAAAUUGUUAACAAUUUUCAAAUGAUAAAUGAGAAAAAUUAAUAAUAUAAUAUGUAUAGAGUAAAAUAUAUAAUAUAUAUAUGUAUAUAAGUAGAGAAAGGUUCACAAAAAUUUUAAUAUCUUAACCUGAAUUCCGAAUAAUUUAUUUUUAUAAAAUACCAUUUUAAAAACAAAAUUAAAAAAGUCUGUAAAAGCGCUGACAAAUAUUUGGAUUUUAUACUUGAAGUUGUACAGAUAUUCUAUUACUAGUCGGAAUCAAAUUUUAACAAGAACUCAAAAUAGCCACUUAAAUUACAAUUACAAUAAAUUGCAAUUUUUUAGAAAAAUUUUUAAACGAGACUAAACUUAAAUUCAACAAAGGAGAAAAAAAAUUAAAUUUGAAUUUUUUCGGGCUCGGUCAUUUGGAAAAAAAAGUACCGGAACGUUCUUUUGCAAAAAUUUCGUAAAAAUAAUUAGUUGUUUAUCAUUUUACAAAAAAAUUACCGCAAGUAUACAUUAUGUCAACAGCUUGUGCUUUUUGGCACAAAUUUUUUUUUGUAAAAAUUAAAAAGAAACUUAAAAAAGAAGAAAAAUAUUUUAUGAUAUUUUACAUUAAAUUCAUUUCCAUUCAAUUUCAACUUUAUUUUGAAUUAGAACAAUUUGUAA
This is a messenger RNA of Condylostylus longicornis, 2174 nucleotides long. Its product is annotated as homeobox protein 5-like. Gene Ontology annotation, molecular function: BMP binding; receptor ligand activity. The transcript is spliced from 3 exons. The record is from RefSeq and is a predicted model, not a curated record. Gene Ontology annotation, biological process: animal organ morphogenesis. Bases 154 to 1344 code for a protein of 396 amino acids. NCBI's taxonomy places the organism in Eukaryota, Metazoa, Arthropoda, Insecta, Diptera, Dolichopodidae.